CUUCCUUCAAGAAGAUUCAUUUCCACAGAGAUACAAGAAAUGGCAUCUUUCAACAAAUUUAAAAACGUGCUAAUGCUGGCGUUUGACUGGAUCCUGUAUGGUGCUGCCUGAAACGCUGCUGUAACCUGUAAUUUCUGGGUCAAAUCCUGCUGCACUUCCCUGCUUGGAACACUCCAGCAGCAGCUUGGUUUCAGAGCAACUGUGUUUGUCUGGGUGGAGGGUUUGGGAAGUUCAGCAGGCAGCAUCUAUAUGACCUGAGGCCAUGGAGCUCUGCUCUGCAAGGACACCAGAGCCUGUGGAUUAGGUGGAAAAGAGAAGGGGAUCAGCUGCAGAAGCACAAGCUACUGCCUUUCAUCACACAGCGUGUGUUGCAGGUCAGUGCCGAGUCACUGUAGCACAGCCCAGGUUUCAGCAGGCUGACUCCUCCAUGAAUGUGUCCCUAACCUGCUCCUUCUCUGCCUCUGGAUGCUCCACAUCCCCACCUGAAGUUCUGUGGUUUCGCUUUUUAACUAAUACUCAUCAGGAUUUGUGUACUCCUGGCUGCAGAGAUCAUCAGAAGUAUAAAGUACAUUCAUCAGGAAAUAACAUCUUACUUCAGAUAAAAGAUCUGACUGAAGAUGACAGUGCUGUUUAUAUCUGUGGAAUAGCAUUUUCAGACUCAGAGUCACCCCUUUCUAAACAAACAGGAGAUGGAACAGUACUAAUGGUAACAGGAUCAGGGAAGCAUGUCAGCCAUGGAAAAAUCAUCUCCAUGAUCGUUGCCUCGUCCUUACUGUUCCUGUACAGCUCUGCUGUGCUCAUUUCCUUUGCGGUCCACAAGUUAAAACCAAAGCUGCGAAAGAAAAGUGGGAAAGACCAAACAACAGAGAACUGUAAAAUAAAUAGCGGCCGAAAAAUUUUUCAAGCAAUUGCUCAAGAACUUCAAAAGCAGAGAUAUGCUCAACACUGCCAGCAGCCUGAUGAUUUGGAAGAUGACACUGUUUAUCAGAACAGAUGAGCACAUGCAACACUUCAGAUUUGUUCAACAGUUCUCCUGCAUGCAAAGGAGCAGGUGAGGAAGUUAAGCUUCUUCACAGACUUCCCCUGCUUUUAAGGAAGAGGAGAAAACCUUGCAGGGCAGUGUUCUUCAGGAGUAUUUUCUAAACAGAUCACCAGAACCAAGUGCAUUGUACCUUACAUCAGUGUUACAUAUUCCAUUUUCCAUUUCCAAGAACCCUGGGAAAAGACUUCAUCUUUGUAAGAUAACUGCUGAUACUUCAUAAAAGUUUCCCUUUUUAGUUUAGAUUUAAUUGUGUCUUUUUUUUUUCUCUUUACAUAAUCUUUUAUGUAUUCCUGUUACAUGAAACAGGAUGUGAAAGAUGUUUAACAAUUGACAGCAACAGAAAAUAAACUCGGUUCAUGGGUGAAA
This is a messenger RNA of Haemorhous mexicanus (house finch), 1408 nucleotides long. RefSeq names its product immunoglobulin superfamily member 6 (gene IGSF6). The record is from RefSeq and is a predicted model, not a curated record. The coding region runs from base 428 to 997 and encodes 189 amino acids. The transcript has 7 exons. NCBI's taxonomy places the organism in Eukaryota, Metazoa, Chordata, Aves, Passeriformes, Fringillidae.